CGCCCGGCUGGGGAGAUGGGGCUUCGCGCGGGGACGGGCCUUCGCCGGGGGUGGGACUCCGGCCUCCGUGGCGGGUGGCUGGCGGUCCCGUUAGGUCUGAGGGAGCGAUGGCGGCACGCGCGUUGAAGCUGCUGACCACACUGCUGGCUGUCGUGGCCACUGCCUCCCAAGCCGAGGUCGAGUCCGAGGCAGGAUGGGGCAUGGUGACGCCUGAUCUGCUCUUCGCCGAGGGGACCGCAGCCUACGCGCGCGGAGACUGGCCCGGGGUGGUCCUGAGCAUGGAACGGGCGCUGCGCUCCCGGGCAGCCCUCCGCGCCCUUCGCCUGCGCUGCCGCACCCAGUGUGCCGCCGACUUCCCGUGGGAGCUGGACCCCGACUGGUCCCCCAGCCCGGCCCAGGCCUCGGGCGCCGCCGCCCUGCGCGACCUGAGCUUCUUCGGGGGCCUCCUGCGCCGCGCCGCCUGCCUGCGUCGCUGCCUCGGGCCGCCGGCCGCCCACUCGCUCAGCGAAGAGAUGGAGCUGGAGUUCCGCAAGCGGAGCCCCUACAACUACCUGCAGGUCGCCUACUUCAAGAUCAACAAGUUGGAGAAAGCUGUCGCCGCAGCACACACCUUCUUCGUGGGCAAUCCUGAGCACAUGGAAAUGCGGCAGAACCUAGACUAUUACCAAACCAUGUCUGGAGUGAAGGAGGCUGACUUCAAGGAUCUUGAGACUCAACCCCAUAUGCAAGAAUUUCGACUGGGAGUGCGACUCUACUCAGAGGAACAGCCACAGGAAGCUGUGCCCCACCUAGAGGCAGCGCUGCAAGAAUACUUUGUGGCCUAUGAGGAGUGCCGUGCCCUCUGCGAAGGGCCCUAUGACUACGAUGGCUACAACUACCUUGAGUACAACGCUGACCUCUUCCAGGCCAUCACAGAUCAUUAUAUCCAGGUCCUCAGCUGUAAGCAGAACUGCGUCACUGAGCUUGCUUCCCACCCAAGUCGAGAGAAGCCCUUUGAAGACUUCCUCCCAUCACAUUAUAAUUAUCUGCAGUUUGCCUACUAUAACAUUGGGAAUUAUUCACAGGCUGUUGAAUGUGCCAAGACCUAUCUUCUCUUCUUCCCCAAUGACGAGGUGAUGAACCAAAAUUUGGCCUAUUAUGCAGCUAUGCUUGGAGAAGAACACACCAGAUCCAUCGGCCCCCGUGAGAGUGCCAAGGAGUACCGACAGCGAAGCCUACUGGAGAAAGAACUGCUUUUCUUCGCUUAUGAUGUUUUUGGAAUUCCCUUUGUGGAUCCGGAUUCAUGGACUCCAGAAGAAGUGAUUCCCAAGAGAUUGCAAGAGAAACAGAAGUCAGAACGGGAAACAGCCAUACGCAUCUCUCAGGAGAUUGGGAACCUUAUGAAGGAAAUCGAGACCCUUGUGGAAGAGAAGACCAAGGAGUCAUUGGAUGUGAGCAGACUGACCCGGGAAGGUGGCCCCCUGCUGUAUGAAGGCAUCAGUCUCACCAUGAACUCCAAACUCCUGAAUGGUUCCCAGCGGGUGGUGAUGGAUGGCGUAAUCUCUGACCACGAGUGUCAGGAGCUGCAGAGGCUGACCAAUGUGGCAGCAACCUCAGGAGAUGGCUACCGGGGUCAGACCUCCCCACAUACUCCCAAUGAAAAGUUCUAUGGUGUCACUGUCUUCAAAGCCCUCAAGCUGGGGCAAGAAGGCAAAGUUCCUCUGCAGAGUGCCCACCUGUACUACAACGUGACAGAGAAGGUACGGCGCAUCAUGGAGUCCUACUUCCACCUGGAUACGCCCCUCUACUUUUCCUACUCUCAUCUGGUGUGCCGCACUGCCAUCGAAGGUGGGCCUCAUUACCCCUGCAGCACCCCCCACGCAUGCUGCACCUCAGCUCUGUGCUGGAUGCUGAAGACACAGAACAGGAUGUGGUCCCUUUUCUCCAGUUGGGGAACCCAUGUAAACACGUGGGUGGCAUCCCAGUGUGAUGCAUGCCACGGUAGCAUGGAGGAAGUUAUAGUCAACCUACCUGGGGAUCAAAGAGGCUUCCCAGAGGGAAACAGGGUGCAGCCAGAAAGGCAGCCACCCCUCACUCAUCACACAAUGCACGUUCAUGGGGAAGCUGGCGCUAAACCAUUCGUAGAGGACCUGCUUCCAGGUUGGGGUUUCAUACAGAGCUGAGCAGCUCCCUCGCUGCCAUCUGUUGAAAGACAGCCCUCAACAGAAGGGUUUGUUAAAAGCAAAAAUAAUAACAACAACAACAAAAAGAAGGCCAUGUUUCUUUGAGA
Messenger RNA from Nomascus leucogenys (northern white-cheeked gibbon), 2269 nucleotides. It is a transcript of the gene P3H1, whose product is annotated as prolyl 3-hydroxylase 1. Gene Ontology annotation, cellular component: endoplasmic reticulum. Gene Ontology annotation, biological process: collagen metabolic process. Lineage: Eukaryota; Metazoa; Chordata; Mammalia; Primates; Hylobatidae. The coding region runs from base 108 to 2162 and encodes 684 amino acids. Gene Ontology annotation, molecular function: protein binding; procollagen-proline 3-dioxygenase activity. The transcript is spliced from 11 exons. The record is from RefSeq and is a predicted model, not a curated record.